AUGAAAGGAAACAAAUACUUUAUUUAUGAUAAAGACUAAAGAAAUCAAGAAAUAAUUCAAACUUAGUCAAAAAUAAUUAACUAACUCUGUGAUAAGAACAAAUAAACUUUUGAUAAGUAUGUAAGUUAGCAGCUCUUUUAAAUUGAAAACAAUCUUAAAAAUCAAGAAAAAUAAGAAGUGGUUUAAAUGAAUUUUGAUGAUGGUAGAUAUGUUUUUUACAGAGAUAACUAUAAAAAUCAUAAGCAUUUUGAAUUUUAAAACAAGUGUAUUAUCCUUAUUUAAGGUAUCCCUGGUGGUGUAUAUUAUUAUUCGAGAUUAGAGAAGGGAAUAGGGAAUAAUUUUUGCAGGGUAAUCAAUUUUUAUGUACCUGGACUUGAUAAGAAGGAUGAGCGAAGAGGAAAUUAUAGAGGAACAUUAGAUGGUUUAAUAUAACUAAUUAAUGAUUUUAUGGAGAAUUUAAAGAUUGAAAAGGCUAUAUUCGUUAUGCAUUCAGUGGGUGGAUUAAUAGGAAAAUCUUUUGCUGCUUAAAAGCCUUAAAGGGUUGAGGCUCUAGUGUAAAUAGCUACAGUGCCUAUAACUAAAUGGAAUGGAAUCAGAUUAUGUGAGUAAAUAGAAUAAAAAUUCUAUUCAUUAAAUGACUCUAUUACCUCAGAAGUAUUUUUCAGCAAUCAAUUCAGAGAAUAAUUUAAAGUCGUUCAUGAUCAAAGCAAGUAAGUUUUAGAUAAUUUAUCAAAAUAAGAGAAGGAAUUACUUGGUCCUAUUCUAUAAUUUAAUUUUCUCGACACCUUAAAUUUUUUGAAGCUCAGAUUAAGUUAUCCUGGUAGAAUCUUUGAAGUACUUCAUAGAAUGAGAUAAGUAGAUAAAAAAAUUCCAAGAAUGUUCGUUUAUUCUUCUUAAGAUUAAUUAAUGCAGUAAAGUCUAUAGGAAGAAGAAAUAUUUUUGUUUGUAGUUGGUCAAGAUGCUGUAAAAAGAAGAAUAACCAAAAAAAUUGAUAAUUAAAUGAAUCUAGAUGAACAAAACUUCAGUGCAAACUAUAUCUUUCGGUAUGACGAUGCAACUCAUAUUGUUUAGCAUGAGAAAGGAACCGAGAUAGGAAUUCUCAUCAAGCAUUUUGUAUCUUAACUACAGUUAACUGAAAUUAUAAUUGAAAAAUCUAAAUUAUGA
Molecule: messenger RNA, 1164 nt
Organism: Tetrahymena thermophila SB210
Lineage: Eukaryota; Ciliophora; Oligohymenophorea; Hymenostomatida; Tetrahymenidae
Product: U1 zinc finger protein
Exons: 1
Molecular function (GO): epoxide hydrolase activity
Source: RefSeq, a predicted model, not a curated record